Penicillium arizonense is the source of this 2598-nucleotide messenger RNA. RefSeq names its product transcription factor domain-containing protein. Lineage: Eukaryota; Fungi; Ascomycota; Eurotiomycetes; Eurotiales; Aspergillaceae. Gene Ontology annotation, biological process: regulation of DNA-templated transcription; DNA-templated transcription. Gene Ontology annotation, cellular component: nucleus. The record is from RefSeq and is a predicted model, not a curated record. Gene Ontology annotation, molecular function: DNA-binding transcription factor activity, RNA polymerase II-specific; zinc ion binding; DNA binding. The transcript has 6 exons. Bases 1 to 2598 code for a protein of 865 amino acids.
AUGUCUCGCCCUCAGGUCAGCAUCGACCGUCUCACGCCCCGCCGUGCGACGGUCGAGCCACGCGAAACUAUGAACUGCAAAUCCUGUCGCAAGCGCAAGAUCAAAUGUAAUCGCUUGCGACCAAGCUGCGAGGCCUGCAAGGUGUUCCAGUGCCCGUGUGUUUAUGACGCAGUUCCCAAAAAGCGCGGUCCGAAGACCGACGUGCUGGAAGCGCUGCUGAAACGUGUGGAUGGACUCGAAAAGCGACUGCACGAUGAAAAGAAUCCCAUCUCGCCCACUUCGCCCGACCAGGCCCCGGACGACCCACCAAGCUUUCUGUCCCGCCGGAAUACCAUCGAUACCUCGUUCAGUCUUUACGCUGCAAAUGAACCGCGAUCAACUUUGUCGAAUUCCCUGUCGCAGCAUGUGGAACCUUUUCCUCGGAUGGCUAGUCAGUCGGGGAAUCUUCUUCCGCAGCAGUCUCCGACACAGGGUGUUUUGUCGGAUGCGAUCCUGGACAUUUACUUUUCGCGACUGCAUGGGAAGCCUUUCUUUAUACUCGAUGAGGCGACUACGCGACAGCGACAUCAGAUGAAUCAAUUGCCGGCGUUUUUGUCCAUGGCUAUUUCGGCAAUGGCAUUGAGGUACACCACUUCACCCGGUCAAGUAGAGCAGGCACUACGGUCGGGACUAGAUGCGGCGCACCAGGCAAGGCGCAUGAUCGAUGUCGAUAACCCAACGGUUGAGGGGUUGCAGACUCUCUUGUUGCUAUCGCAAGCUUUCUUCGCCUUUGGACUGGGGAAGAAGGCAUAUAUGACAUUUUCGAACUGCGUGGCGAUGAUUGUUGCGCUGGAUAUGUACCGCGAGGCACCAGCCAAGAUGAACGUUUCGCCCGCCGAGCGGGAAACCAGACGUCGCCUGUUCUGGUCUGUCUAUCUAAUGGAUCGCUUUAUUAACUGCGGAUCCCGACGGCCGUGUCUCAUAUCAGACCAUUCAAUUGUUCUGCGACUCCCAUCCUGGUCGCCCCAUGCAGCCGGUCUGAACAUGGAAGGAGAGCUGUUCCACGUUGGACCUAACAUCCAGUAUUCAGCAGACUCCCGCCGCAAAUCGCCCAGCGCGGCUUCUUUGUUGAUUGACAUAACACGGAUCCUCGGUGUCACCAACAAAUAUUUGGCAGCGGGCGGAGUCAAGGGCGACUCUCAUUUCCCAUGGCAUGCGCUCUCCACUCUUUCCAAGAUCCGACAAGAAUUGGAUAUCUGGGCGGCCGGUACGCAGGACGUCUUUGCAUCUAUUGAUGCAUUGUUUGGUCACCCCGAAAGCACAACACUAUUACUGAGCAAGUUGAUUUAUCAUCUUGUGCAUUGUUUGAUCUACCGCCCAUUCCUACCAAUCGACUUGGUUGAGCUACGCGGUACAGGGCAGCACCAGUCUUGGCAAAUCGAGGCCACUAAUCUGUGCUUCUCGCAUUCCAAUGCAAUUGCAGAGCUGGUUGAAUUAGGCCGGAACUCUCCACUGGUUGAAUGGCCUGCCUUUGUCGGUUACUGUGUUUGCACAGCUGGGACUGUUCACGUGCACGGUGUGCACUACAAGGGCCGCGAAGGCGAGGUCUUUUCUUCGAGUGCUGAGUUCUUGACACGGGAGAUGCACCAGCUCACUUGGUUGCGCAGUAUCUGGACGGGUGUCCAGCACCAGCGUGAGCUGCUGCAGACUAUCUAUACCUGUCACUCGGAACUGGUGCGCAAUCUUGCUAGCAGCCCAAUGCGUUUCUCGCCCGUCUUCCAUCUUGAAGACUUCCUGGAUCGAUACCCCGGUCUGUCGUUAGAUGGAUCUCAUGUCCGAUUAAUAGAUACUGGAGAUGACCUGUCAUCGAGUACAUCAAACUUCAUUGAUCGACAAGACCACUACUACCAACGAUCAAUGGCGGCACCAUCCUACCAAACCCCAUCAUCCUUCUAUUCAAACACCAGAGGCGCACCCUCAACCCCCCUUGCAACCCAAACCCCAGACACAGACCGCAGAAACUCCCAUUCUCACUCUCACUCCCACUCCCAAUCAAUACCCUUCUCCCAAAAAGGCCAACCAAACCCCUCUUCCCUCUCCCCGACCCUCCAAUUCCACGCCCCAAACCACAACCAACCAACCCCUUCCCUUCCCUCAAUCUUCUCCCUCCCAGGAACAGACCACCCAAACCCAAACCACAACCAACAAGAACAAACCAACCAACUAGCCCUCCCCCCAGGCUUCUCUCCAACAGUCUUCGGCCUCUCCCCACCCCCCUUCCUCUCAGAAACAAACCUAAACAUAGCCCCAACACCCCCCUCAAAUCCCCAAUACGCAACCUUCCCCUUCGACGCCGCUCACACAGGCAUGAGCGGCACAGCCGGUGGUACAGUCCUCACUCCGGGCGCCCAGUCACAUACUAGCGGGACGCAAACUACGACUGGGAGCGAAGGUGGUUCUCUAGAGAAAGAUCCAUUCCUUAGUUUACUGGAGCAGCUGGCUGAGAAUGAAAAUUCCCAGGGUGGGCCUAGUGAGCUUGAUUUCUUUUUGACGGGGACUGGGGCUGUUGAUGGUGAGUCGGAGAUUGUCGAUGAUAAGAAUGGCAAUGGGGUCUCAUAA